GGGCGGCCCGCGGAGUGGGCGGGGCGCAGGGACCGCUGGCUGCCCCCGUCUCCGCGCCGGAAGGCUGACUCCACGCUCGGCGACCAUGACUGCGCAGGCGGCCCUGCGGCGCGGCGCCCGUCCCCUGCUGCGCAGGCUGCUGCAGGAAGUAAGACAUGUGGAACGAAGUUAUGUAUCAAAGCCCACUUUGAAUGAAGUGGUCAUAGUAAGUGCGACAAGAACACCCAUUGGAUCCUUUCUAGGCAGCCUUUCUUCUCUACCAGCCACUAAACUUGGUUCUAUUGCAAUUCAGGGAGCCAUUGAGAAGGCAGGGAUUGCCAAAGAAGAAGUGAAAGAAGUGUACAUGGGUAAUGUUCUACAAGGAGGUGAAGGACAAGCCCCUACAAGGCAGGCAGUGCUGGGCGCAGGCUUACCUAUUUCUACUCCAUGCACCACUGUGAACAAAGUUUGUGCCUCAGGAAUGAAAGCCAUUAUGAUGGCCUCUCAGAGUCUUAUGUGCGGACAUCAGGAUGUGAUGGUGGCAGGUGGCAUGGAGAGCAUGUCCAAUGUCCCCUAUGUGAUGAACAGAGGGGCAACACCAUAUGGCGGGGUGAAGCUUGAAGACUUGAUCGUAAAAGAUGGGCUGACUGAUGUCUACAAUAAAAUUCAUAUGGGCAACUGUGCUGAGAUUACUGCAAAGAAGCUGAAUAUUGCACGAGAUGAACAGGAUGCUUAUGCUAUUAACUCCUACACCAGAAGUAAAGCAGCAUGGGAAGCUGGAAAAUUUGGAAAUGAAGUUAUUCCUGUCACAGUGACAGUAAAAGGUAAACCGGAUAUAGUGGUGAAAGAAGAUGAAGAAUAUAAACGUGUUGAUUUUAGCAAAGUUCCAAAGCUGAAGACAGUUUUCCAAAAAGAAAAUGGCACAGUAACAGCGGCCAAUGCCAGCACGCUGAACGACGGGGCAGCUGCUGUGGUUCUCAUGACCACAGAUGCGGCCAGGAGGCUCGGUGUUACACCCCUGGCAAGAAUAGCAGCAUUUGCUGAUGCUGCUGUAGAACCUAUUGAUUUUCCGAUUGCGCCUGCAUAUGCGGUACCUAAGGUUCUUAAAGAUGCAGGAUUGAAAAAAGAAGAUAUUACAAUGUGGGAAGUAAAUGAAGCCUUUAGUGUGGUCGUACUAGCAAACAUUAAAAUGCUGGAUGUUGAUCCCCAAAAAGUCAAUAUCAAUGGAGGAGCUGUUUCUCUGGGACAUCCAAUUGGGAUGUCUGGAGCCAGGAUUGUUAUUCAUUUGGCUCAUGCUCUGAAGCAAGGAGAAUAUGGUCUUGCCAGUAUUUGCAAUGGAGGCGGAGGUGCGUCAGCCGUGCUGAUCCAGAAGCUGUAGCCCUCUGCGCACGGCAGCAGCCUGGGCGGGCGGGAGGGCCUGCAGUGAGGAGCAUGAGUGACAGCCCUGUCGGGUGGUACUCAAAGUCCUGUUUCAUUUUUUUACCAUUUUCUGUUUUAACUCCUUUUUAAAAAUAAAGAUCAAAUCCAAGACCUUUUGAAAUCUC
Manis pentadactyla (Chinese pangolin) is the source of this 1523-nucleotide messenger RNA. It is a transcript of the gene ACAT1, whose product is annotated as acetyl-CoA acetyltransferase 1. Gene Ontology annotation, molecular function: acetyl-CoA C-acetyltransferase activity. Bases 86 to 1357 code for a protein of 423 amino acids. Lineage: Eukaryota; Metazoa; Chordata; Mammalia; Pholidota; Manidae. The transcript is spliced from 12 exons. The record is from RefSeq and is a predicted model, not a curated record. Gene Ontology annotation, biological process: fatty acid beta-oxidation.